Molecule: messenger RNA, 1653 nt
Organism: Marchantia polymorpha subsp. ruderalis
Lineage: Eukaryota; Viridiplantae; Streptophyta; Marchantiopsida; Marchantiales; Marchantiaceae
Source: the annotation of a GenBank genome assembly
CGUGCUCCUACUCUUCUGUAUGUAACAGUAUAUAAUGUUCAGCAAGGAGCGAGGCAUGUGUCCACUCCAUUUACGCAAAAAUCUGUGUUGCUAAAGGAGGAGGGGGACAAUGGACGUGAAAAUAUGGAGUCAGCUUCAUGCACACGACGGACUCCUGGAAAUGAUCCUAGCUCGCCUGCCCAUGCAGAACUUGGUCCAGUUGAAAAUCGUUUGCAAGCAAUGGAAAUCUCUAAUCGAUUCUCCAUAUUUCUCGAUGAUCAGACGCAAGGUUCCAAAUUCGGUGAAAACGAAUUUUCUGCUCUUGGAACUUGUUUAUCGAUUUGGACGAAUCAAGAAUAUGGAGUGGAUCUCCAACCCUCUCUAUCUGUGUGCAGACAAUGUGAACUGCACAAAAGUGCAGAUCUACAACCCCCUGCUCAACAGAUGGUACUCACGUCCAGUAUCAUUCCUCAAAUCAACCAACAAGAAGUUCUUUCUCCAGUCUCGUCAUAAGGAGUGGCAUCUGUUGUACGUUGGAGUCACAAAACAUCCAGAAGCGUCCGGUCUCUUGGUUUGCAGACCAUCUUCAGAGUCUAUAUCAGAGAUAUCUCCAAGUUCUGACCUGAUCGUGAUGCCGAAUCUAAAGGGAAUACUAUCAUUAGCGGUGGACGAAGAGACCUCCAGCUUCACGUUGAUCUCUGUAGCGAUGCAUUGCAGCGAGAGAGGAUGCCCUUGCAGAGAAAUCGUUUCUUUGCACACUGAAUUAUUUGACUCCGUAUCAAAGCAGUGGAAAGCAGGUCCUUGUUUCCAUACAGACCUGAAGGUGAAACCUUGUGUGCAAUGUAUCGCCAUGCCGAUCGCAAUUGGUCACUGCGUCUACUAUUUUCUGAGUUCUGGCCAUCUACAAGAUUGGAUCGGCGAGUUUGAGUCCUCGGCGGAGUUGCAGAACUGGGAUUUCGAUGUGGAGUGGAAUGGGCCUCACCUCUCAUUUGAUUGGAAGGAGAACUCUUGGAAGGUGCUGGCUGGUAAUCUGCCGCAAGGUCUGGCAACUUUUCAGAACAUCACGAUGUUCGAAAGAGAUGGAUCACUGGUACUGGCGGAGCUGACUCGGACUGAAGAUGCGGAUUGGAGGACGUCUCUAGGAUGGAAACCUAGAAUAUAUUCAUGGAAUCCAUCAAUCACCCCUGACUCCAUCAUCUGGACCGAAAUUCCAGUCUCCGUGCCCCCCAACGAAGAGGACUUUCAGGAGCUGUUUCAUCACCAGAAGGGAAGAAGGUACGUAGGAAGUUGGAACGGGCAAGGGGAUCAUAUCAUUUUCCUUUCAAGCUUGUUCUGGUCGCAUCGGGCUUUGGUGUACAACAUGACUACUAGGAAGUGGACGGUGACAGUUUUUACUUCCGAAGGUCCCACAACCUCGGAAGUAAAACGGUUCAUCCCAGUUCCAACGGCAACUUUUUGAAAAAUAAAUGUAAUACUGUAAUCACUACGUUCAAACUUCUCUUAUGAGUUUCCAGAAAGUAUUCACUCUAUUGGCUAGUUUUGUCAACUGUGGAAAAAGGUGAUUUUGCUCACAAUGGGGCUCAUGUGCAAUUCGAUUGCAAGGGGCAUGAAUGAGCAUUAGAUGGUAGAUUUCCAUUUAAGAUAAUAAAGUUUGCAAACAUCCAGUCGAUUGAA